This is a messenger RNA of Dromaius novaehollandiae (emu), 7547 nucleotides long. RefSeq names its product dual specificity phosphatase 8 (gene DUSP8). Gene Ontology annotation, cellular component: cytoplasm. The record is from RefSeq and is a predicted model, not a curated record. Gene Ontology annotation, molecular function: protein tyrosine/threonine phosphatase activity; MAP kinase tyrosine phosphatase activity; MAP kinase tyrosine/serine/threonine phosphatase activity. NCBI's taxonomy places the organism in Eukaryota, Metazoa, Chordata, Aves, Casuariiformes, Dromaiidae. Gene Ontology annotation, biological process: protein dephosphorylation; negative regulation of MAPK cascade. The transcript has 7 exons. The coding region runs from base 739 to 2697 and encodes 652 amino acids.
GUGGUGCAGUGCCGGUCUGUUAGGGACGUUUGCCUUUGCUGGGCACAGAUGCAUUUCUUGUUUGGGUUGCGGUAGCAUCAAACGCUCCCCAGCGAGGAGCACAGCCCGCUAGGCGCGGCGUGUGAGCGUGUGUCAAACAGAUCGUCCCUGUCCCGAGCAAAUACGCUGGGAACGGUUGCCGGAGGUCUCGGCCCCCCUCCGAUUUGGGGCGUGAAGACCCCCGCGAAGCGGAUGGCGCAGCCGUCGGAGAGCCCGGGGAGGCUGGAGCAGGCAGCGAGGGCUGCGCCGGCGCUUCCACCCGCGCCGGGGCCAUGUUCACCUUGAAGCGGGCUUGCCCACGGAGCUGCGUCCGCUGCUCGCUCGCGGUGUCUCCUCCUUUGCUGAGGCGAACGGCUCGGGGCAUGGCUGCCUGCAGGCUGAAAUUCGGUGGCGGAGAGCUUUGUUUCCCGAAGGACUUGAUGCACGGGGUUUGGCUCUCGCGGGUUCGGUCUUGCCUGUCUCAAAGGGGUUUGCUAGCGCUGCUGUGAGCGGUCUGCGCCGGUCGGUUUUCCUCUGCAGGAGAGGUUCAGCACAAUGAGUUGGCAUCCCAGGCUUUAGCCGCGUGAAGAGACCAGGACGGGUGCUGCUCUGCUCACACCUUACCCCCUCGCUCUUUCCCCGUGGGGGGACCGGUGCUGGCUUGCCUGCCCUGGCUGUCCGCCCCUUCCCCCCGUUCGCUGCAGAGGGGACGGGCCCGUUAUGGCAGGGGACAGACUCCCACGCAAGGUGAUGGAUCCUAAGAAGCUGGCCAGCCUGCUGAGGAACGGGGCAGAGGGCACCCUGGUCAUCGACAGCCGCUCCUUCGUGGAGUACAACUCCUGGCACGUCCUCAGCUCCGUCAACAUCUGCUGCUCCAAGCUUGUCAAGAGGCGACUCCAGCAAGACAAGGUCUCCAUUACAGAGCUCAUCCAGCCAGCCUCCAAGAUGAAGGUGGAGGCGGAAGAGCACCAGGACGUGGUGGUCUACGACCAGAGCACACGGGACGUGAACGGCUUGGCUGCCGACAGCUUCCUCUCCAUCCUCCUGGGCAAGCUGGACAGCUGCUUCCACAGCGUCUCCAUCCUCACAGGAGGCUUCGCCACCUUCUCGUCCUGCUUCCCAGGGCUCUGCGAGGGGAAGCCGGCCGCCAUCCUGCCGAUGAGCAUCUCCCAGCCGUGCUUGCCCGUGGCCAAUGUCGGCCCCACGCGCAUCCUGCCGCAUCUCUACCUGGGCUCCCAGAAAGACGUCUUAAACAAGGACCUGAUGACACAGAAUGGGAUAAGCUAUGUCCUCAAUGCCAGCAACUCCUGUCCCAAGCCGGACUUCAUCUGUGAUAGCCACUUCAUGCGCAUUCCUGUCAAUGACAACUACUGUGAGAAGCUGCUUCCCUGGCUGGACAAGUCCAUUGAGUUCAUUGACAAGGCCAAGGUGUCCAGCUGCCAGGUGAUUGUGCACUGCUUGGCAGGGAUCUCCCGAUCGGCCACCAUCGCCAUCGCCUACAUCAUGAAGACCAUGGGUAUGUCGUCAGAUGAUGCCUACAGGUUUGUUAAAGACCGGCGCCCAUCUAUCUCACCCAACUUCAACUUCCUGGGCCAGCUCCUGGAGUAUGAGAGGAGCCUGAAGCUCCUCAAGGCUUUGAAAGCCCAGGGCGAUCGGAGUGAGGGGGAUGCGCAGCAGGACCCGGCUGAGGUGCCCGAGAGCAGCAGGCACUCCACACCACCUACCUCAGAGAAGGCCGAGGAGACAUCGAAAAGCACAAGCUCAGCGCCCUCCCACAGUGACCCCGAGAGACAGGCGGGAGCUCCUAAAAUCCUGUCGCCCACAGCACUGCAGCAAGGACUCAACGGCUUGCACCUGUCCUCAGAGCGCAUUCAAGACACCAACCGGUUGAAACGCUCCUUCUCCCUGGACAUCAAGUCGGCCUACUCCCCGGGCCUGAGGCAGGACGUCCCGGGCCCCGCCGACACGGGGGAAGCCCCGAAGCUCUGCAAGCUGGACAGCCCGUCCGGACCCAACGGCGUGUGCCAGUUCUCCCCGGUGCCGGACAGUCCGGACUGGCCGAGCGGGCCGGACCUCCUCCUGGAGGCCAAGGUGAGGCAAAGGCGGAAGCACAGGCACCAGGCAGGCUCCCCCGCCCACGGGCUCAGCCUCAACUUCAACGGGGUGUGCGCCGCGCACAAGGGCACCGGCGCGGAGGACAGUCUCAAGCAGACGCUGCGGCUCAGCCUGCCCGGCGUGGGGCAGCAGCCCGUGCAGCCGGCGACCACGCCGACCGGCACCGGCGUCGGCCCGUGGGGGGUCCACCUGGAGUCCCCGAGCACCCCCUCCUCGGAGGGCGCCUGGUACUUUGGCACAGACUCGGCCGUGAGCGGCGGCGGCGGCGGCGGCGGUGGCGGCGGGGGGGCCCUGUUUGCCGGCGCCGCCUCCUACCCCUCGUUCGGCUGCGGCGCGGUGCCGGGCGGCUGCGAGAUCAGACUGAGAGACAAGCAGCGGGCCGAGCCGCGGGACGGGCGUCACAGCUGGCACGAGGACGCCAGCGCCGAGAAGCAGUUCAAGAGGAGGAGCUGCCAGAUGGAGUUCGAGGAGACCAUGUCAGAGGGCAGGUCCCGGGAAGACCUGGGCAAAAUAGGCAAACAGUCUAGCUUUUCGGGCAGCAUGGAAAUCAUCGAGGUGUCCUGACAUCCAUCCCGGGCACUCGGAGAGCAAGGGUGGGGGGAUAUUUAAACUGGGGAGAGACGGGGGCGGGGGGGGGGAGUAUUUAUACCCGUGCGUGCGUUUUCGGGAGCACGCACGCCAAAACGAAAAGCAGAGAUGAACGAAUCCAAAGUCAGGAAACAUAACGGUGAAUGCUUAGUGUCCCUCCCGCUCCCAACCCCUUUCCGUCCCUCUCCCGUGUCCCCCCGCGGCUCGCCGGGGCGGUGGGAGAGCCGCCCCCGACCGCCGGGGAGCCGCGGCACGCGGGGCUCUGCAGCCGAAAUCUCCGUGUAAAAUCCAAGCGGGAGGAGGCAGAAAUUACUUUCGCUGCCGACGGGCAGCCGCGGGAGGUCUCCCGGCCCGCGGGACGCGCUCGGCACGCGCGGGUGCUGCCGCGCGGGGACGGAGCCGCGGGAAAACCCCGUGCGCCCCUUCCCCUUCCUCCUGCCCCAGCGCACUAAGCAUGCUCCCCCCUGUUUCUCUGGCUACGUAUCCUAAAAAUGCUGCACUGGAGCAGCCCUAUACAUAUAUAAAUAUAUAUUAUAUAUAAUAUAAAAAAAAAACACACACACAAAGAAAAAGGUAAAUGGUUUUACUGCGAUUUUUAUUGAGACGUAAAUAAUAUUUCGAUUUUUUUGUUUUGUUUUUAAUUUAUUGAAGCUGUUCAUUCUGGCAAUGAUUUGCAGACAAUGUGGGGCGGUACUUUCAGCUCUAUUUUUACUGUGUAUGGUAUUUAAAUCUGAAAUACGAGUUUCUAAGCAAUAUCUGAGGCCUGUGGCUCCUUCUAUAGCUUAUGUCGACGACAAAGGUUUUUUCCCCCCCGUUCCCUCCGGGCACAGCAAAAAGGGGACAGAAAACGCUUCUGUGCACUUUUUCUAGAAACAAACAAGCAAACAAACCAUAAAAUCUUCUUACGACACAAACUGAGCCAGAAAACUCUCUUCUGGAAGCUGCUGCCGCUUCUUUUACCUCUUUCGGUCCCUGUUUGCUGCUCCCCGUCCCAGCCGCAGACCCCUUCCCUCCCCCGGCGCGGCGUGAAGGGCUGGCCUUCCUCCGUGCAGGAGGGAGAGGAGGCAGGGACCUAAAGCGGAGGGAAGGAUGCUCGUGUCCCCCUGGAAGAGUGAGGGACGAAGCGGGCAGGGAGCACAGAGCGGUCCCGGCGCCGGCAGGGCCACGGUACCCGGUUUGCCGAGGCCCCGGGCUGGUUUGCAAGCUCCUAGCUCAGGGUCCUGCCGUCUGCGCGUCUGCGUCCUGCGUCGUCCCGGGAGCCCUUUUCUUUCUCUGGAUCCGCACGGUUUUUCCCUCUCCUUUUUUUCCUACUCUCAUUGUUCGUUUCUAUCUUUGAAAUCAGACUACAUGUGAUAAAAUAAAUGAUCUCAGGUUUAAAACUUAACGCGAACCAGGGGCGUGAGGAGCUGCAAUAAUACAGUAACGGUCCAGUCGCUGCAGAUGGGUGUUUCCCUCAUCGCCUCCGUCCCUCGCUUUGCGCCUGUCCCAAGUCCCGCAAGCCUCCCUGGAGGCUUAUUGCUGGCUUUAAGCUGGUUUUGGUUUUUCUGCUUUCCAGUGGGGCAGUUCGGCGAGAUGCUGGGAGGCCCCACGUGCUCCCUCCGGUACCCCAAGGUGCGCUCAGGAUGGCGGAGGAUGGAGGGAGGUGGCUGAGUCCCUGCAUCCAGCAGCCCCCCUUGCUUUUUUUGCGGAGAAGGGGAGAUUUGGCAUUCGUUCCUCUUCCCCAAAGCACGCCGUCACCCGUUGUUUCCUCCAGCCUCAAACCAGCUCGGUGUUGCCAACCAGGCGGUCGGGUAGCGGUUUGGGUAGCGUGGGGUGGGCGACGCGGAGCAGCUGGUGGGCACCCAGCCGCCCCACGGCCUGGGAGGCUGAUGGUGCACGACGGCUUCGCCAGGGCCCCUCAGCCCUUCCCUGCUCCGUUUUUAGCCACUCGCCCCCGCUAGUUGCUGGCUCCCCUUCAGCUUCCUCCCCUCUCGACCACCUGCAGCCCCCCUGCCCUUUCUCCCCAUCAUUCGUGCUGUAUCUUCACUGAAACGUGAACAUUUUCUCCCUGCUGGCCGCAAAAGGCCGACUACCUUAUUUUCUUAGCCCCCCUUUUAUAUUUCGGCCAACGUUGUUGUUGUUCCUCCCAGUCUCCCCACGGGGGGCCAGUCCGUACGUGGCUGAGCCCCCCCGCGGCACGAGAGCCCCCGGGCGGGCUGCGGGACGGGGCCAGCAGCCCCAGGGACGCCGCUUCUCCCGACCAUCCCUUACCAAGCACGCGCGUUUCUGCCGGGGGUCGUCCCUGGCGGACCGCUGCUCCGCGUCGCGCGGGCGCAGCCCGUCCUCCAGGGCUGGUGUCAGCGUAGACCAGCUAAGUCCCGCUCACACAGACGCCCGGCAGGAACAGUGUGGGUGUAGAGGUGGGCAGUGGAGGGGGGAGCUAGGUGACUUCUUGAGGUCCUCUGCUAAAAACAGGGCAGCAGAAGGGUGCAGCCGGGCGGGAGACGGCGCAGAGGUGACCCUCCUUUCUCCUCAGAAACCAAUGCAGAGAGCAACCUUUUAAGACUCGUAGACCGUAACUUGCCAAGAGACAUUGAGGACCCACCGCUGCAACCUAGUUUUGAUGUGCUUCCCAUGCGUCCUUCCCCUUUACGUUGGGCCUGUGCGCUAGAAGCCCUCUCCUGUGGAAUAUUUUAAAGCCACAUCUAUAAAAUACCCCAUGAAGGGACCUCCCUGCCUGAGCGUCUGCCGCCACUACUGACCCAAAGCCAUCAGGGUCAUUGAGGGCCUCGCAGUGACCUUUAAUGAUUUUUUUUAAUCGAGCUCUGCCUAGCAGACCACACCGGGGUAUCAGAGACCCGUGAGCUAUCGUGAGGAUGGGUCUGCUGGCUGGCUGCUGCCCAUCGUCUGCCAGCCAAGCUCUUCUAGGGGCCCUCUCAGCCUGGCAGCCCGAUCCAAAGCUUCACUGCAACCAAAAUUGUCUUUCUACGUGGAGCUGAUGAGGCAGCACCUACUGGUAGGGUCCCGUGGUGGCGUACGUGAGAACAGGGCAGAGUCAGUGUCCCUCCGGCCUGGGCAAUCCUGACCACCCACCGCGGCGGCUGCGUGCCCGCGGUCGGGGACAGGGCUUUCCACCCCGAUGGACCAAAUCAGAGCGCUUGGACGGCCUUCCCUUAGGCUGGAAACGACGUCCCUCCCCGCGGCUCCCUCGCCACCCGCCUCGCGGCCGGCUGGGCGACGCGGGGAGGAAGAGCACGGCGUGGCCGCGGUCGGGUCGGCGAUGCUGGGCGAGGGGCUCGAGUCAGGCAGCCCCUGUCCCCGGCCCCGGCGCUCCCCUCGCUCGUGCCGCGUUCCCGGCCCUUCUCCCCCUCGCGCUUUGUCUCUGUUUCGUUGGACAUUCAUCCCUCUCGCGUCUGCCCCUUAGAAGAUUAUGCCCAAAAGAAACCCUCCCCCCCGUCCUGUUUCCGCUACCAUUCUUAAUACUAAUGAUAAUAAGCUAUCAGUGUUGUCAUUGCAAUCUAUGAAUGAUAGAUUUGAGUAUUUAUAAUUAUUAUUAUUAUGAUUAUUAUGGUUAUGAUUAUGUACUUUUUGCUUCUUACUCUUUGUAUGUUGCUCUUUGUUUCUCUGUCGUGAAUAAAUGCAAGGCCCCGUCGCACCUUCUCUCUGCUCGCCGCUGCCCGCCUGGGGCUGGCUGGCCCGGGCUGCCUUAGGCACCGCUCGCGAGCGGGCCCGGGCCGGAGGAGGCACACGCAGGGCUGGCAAGCGCUUGGCCCAGGAGCUGGAGGGUGGUGCUCCCUGAGGAUGCAAGGCUCCCAAACCCCGGGAAGACGCAGUCUCUUGAGUCCUGCCUUCCUUUGCGGUGAAUCCCCCCCCCCCCCCUCAGCUGGAGUCCAUCCGUGUUUGCAAAGGGCAAGAACGCACUCGCACCAAGACUGGUGAAUUAAAUGGCGAAAGCUUGAAGCUGGAAGUAUCAGCUCUAAGGAGCGUGGGCCAGGCAUCCAGCUCAUGGGGUCGGCUCCCUCCAGGUCACGGUCCUCUCACCUUCUUCUACUGGCUGCACCUAGAAAGCGCCUCUUCCCCCCAAGUGGCUUCGUGAUCUGCUCGCGCCGGCUCUGGCCCCGCUUAGUCUAGUUUUGGCAAGACCCCUUGGGUCUUCCCGGCUCGCCUGUCCUCCUGACGCCCUCUCUGCCCCAGGACAGCACAUCCUGGGCCAGACCCAGGGCCGGCGUCAGAGCUAACCAGGAGAAAACAUCAGGGAAAGGGGAAAGGACCCCUUUCUGCACCGCAGCGUAAAAUACUCCCUCUGUCACGAGCCAGCCCAGGGAAGACUCAGUUUAAUGGAUGGGGUUUAACACUGCCCUUCCCAAAGCAGCCGAGAAACAGCCCCUUGUCCCUGCCCGGGCUUUGAGCUGUCGCAGGUAGGGUCUUGGUCCUUGCGCUGUGUUGAACUCAUCAUGCCGUUGCUCAGAGCCCCAGCGCGAUCCCGCUCAGGCUUUAUCCUGCACCCAGGAGCCGCUGGCAGCCCUUCCCGCGGCUCCCGGCCAGGCGCCGCUCUUCCUACCUCACGUGCUCGCGGGGCGGCCGGGACGCCCUCCCGGGGCGUCUCGGGGCGGCGGGGCCGUGGCCGUGGCCGUCGGCAGAGCCCGGCACGCGCCGGCGCUGCCGAGCCGGGAGAGCAUCCGGGCACCGCCUGGCCGGACCGCGAGAGACACCCUGCCCCUGCCUCGUCGUUACUUAUUUAUUACCGGAGGCUGUAAGCAGCUGUGCUUUUUUACCCUCUCUUUCUUUUCCUUUCUUUUGUAUUUUGGAACAACGUGUUGUAAUAAAUGCCCAAAUAGAUGUUUUAA